AUGGCCUCGGGAACAAGCUCCAGGAAGCGACCGCUUGAGGAGGAUACCGACCUUCGCGAGAUGGUGGUCAGUCAAAUCGAGGCUGCCUUGUCUGAGUCGCGGCCUAGCAACAAGUACAUCAUCGUCUCGCAUCCCUCCAUGAAUCAUAUCAAGGAAGCGCUCAUCAAGCUGGCGCCGCAGUCUUACUCUGAGGUGAAAGUCGACUGGCGUGAGUUCGAGUCUGGCAUGCCCAACAUCUUCAUCGAGGAGGUUCACAGACUGCUGCCUGCCCACGUGCUGCUCCUCCUGAACAUGCGACGCAAAGAGAUCCUCUUGGACCAGCUCUCGCUGCUCUAUGCCAUUCCAAGAUAUGGCUGCAGGUCCCUGACGGUGCUGUUGCCUUUCUUCCCCACGGGGACCAUGGAGCGCGUAGAUCGAGAAGGGGAGGUGGCCACUGCCUCCACACUUUCUCGGAUGAUCUCAGCUGUUCCCAUGACUCCCGGCGGACCUGCUCGCUUCUUGAUCUUCGACAUUCACGCCCUGCAAAUCAGGUUUUACUUUCAAGACAGCAUCCUUCCAGUUCUGCUUUCCGCGAUGCCUUUGCUGCUGAACCUGCUGAAGACACGAUUCAGCACCGAGGCUGUUGCGGUGGCCUUCCCAGACGAGGGAGCCAAAAAGCGCUUCGGCGGAUUCUUUGAAAAGGCUGGCUAUCCUGUCCUCUUCUGCAGCAAAGUUCGCGAAGGAGAGAAGAGAGUAGUCCGGGUUGCAGAAGGCGAUCCUGAAGGAAAGCACGUCUUUAUCGUAGACGACCUCUGCAACACAGGCGGCACAGUCCUGGCUUGCAGGGAAGAGCUUGCGAAGCGGGGAGCGAAGAAGGUCUCGGUCUUCGUUACUCACGGUGUCUUCCCUCUUGGGUCAUGGAAAAAGUUCGAGGGUGCUGGCUUCGAGAAAAUCUUCAUUACCGACAGUGUACCCGAGACGUGCGAGAUCUUCCGUGAGCACCAGGCGGCACGUGGAGCAUCAUCAACCUUCGAGAUCAUUGGCCUGGCUCCAGCUCUGCACGAGUACUUGCAAGGGCAGGUGGACUACGCUGCGAGAGAGGCCUGGCGAAAGUGA
Symbiodinium necroappetens is the source of this 1095-nucleotide messenger RNA. Lineage: Eukaryota; Dinophyceae; Suessiales; Symbiodiniaceae. The record is from the annotation of a GenBank genome assembly.